GUGUGGUUGGCGUAGCUGAGAUGUGGUUGAUGUAGCUGAUGUGUGGUUGGCGUAGCUGAUGUGUGGUUGGCGUAGCUGAUGUGUGGUUGGCGUAGCUGAUGUGUGGUUGGUUGACCACACCUCAUCACAGGCACACACUGUAUUAUCGGAUACGUGUGUGCCUGUGUCUCGUCACCUUGCAGCACAAGUAAGAUUCUUUCAGAAGUAUUGUCAGUGGGAGAGACGAACCAGCCAGUGAGGCAGGGAGUGAUGGCAGAGGAAGGCAGCACAGGUUCUCCGGAGGUCCCAGACCAACAAGGUGUGGCGAUGGAGGGCAGUCCAGAGACUCUGGAAGUACAAGACCACAAGGAGAUGGUGGUGGAAGGAAGCCCAGUGACAGCAGGAGGCCCACUCACAGAGAAGCUGAGGGUGACCUCAGACCGUGGCCCUGUAUCUCUCGGAUACGUAGACAGCCAUCAUCAUGACGACAAUGCCCUGUGGAACAUGGAGGCCUCAGUUCACGACCCUCAAGCCUUGAAGUACACCGAUGUCCGCUUCCACGACCCUGACCAACCUUACUUCGACUACCACGAGUCAUCCAACGUGACGGCUCUCCUGGGUAAAACAGCGGUUCUCAACUGCAGAGUCAAGAACAUUGGCAACAAAACGGUGUCGUGGGUACGUCACCGUGACAUUCACCUACUGACAGUAGGUCGCUUCACCUACACCUCGGACGAGAGGUUCUCAGCCAGACACGCAGAAGGUGCUGAGGACUGGCUGUUGAUGAUCCACUACCUUCAGGAGCGUGAUGCUGGGGCCUACGAGUGUCAGGUCUCCACCACACCACCUGUCAGCCACCUGAUCCACUUGACUGUUGUGGAGCCGGUAACGGUGAUCCUAGGCGGCCCAGACGUGUAUAUCAACACAGGUAGCAGACUCGUCCUGACAUGUACCGUCAAGUUCAGCCCUGAGCCUCCGGCCUUUAUAUUCUGGUCCCAUGAUGAAGGUUUGAUCCGAGGAAGAGGAAGGCAGCUCUGA
Messenger RNA from Cherax quadricarinatus, 1017 nucleotides. Lineage: Eukaryota; Metazoa; Arthropoda; Malacostraca; Decapoda; Parastacidae. The record is from RefSeq and is a predicted model, not a curated record.